CCCACAAACUACACAAUGUCCGCCAUCCGCACCGCCCGCGCCCUUGCGCGCCCCGCCAGCUCCAUCCUCCGCGCACCCGUCGCCCGCACCUCCACACCCUUCGCUACGCGCGCAUUCUCGCAGUCAAUGGUCAAGCGCGGCGGCGGCCACGAGAGCCACUACGAUGCGCCCCAGGGCUGGCUGUUUGGCGUCAAGCCCGGCGAGGAGUAUAAGAAGGAGGGGUGGGAGAAUGUGACAUUUUAUGUGUUUAUUCCGUUGAUGGUGCUGUGCAUGGGCGUGUAUGCGUUUAAGCCUGAUACUAGCAUCCAGACAUGGGCCCUCGAGGAGGCACGCAGGCGGCUCGAAGCAGAGGGCAUCCUGGCCGACCCGGACGUCAAGAAGGACUAAGCUCGACCACGAACGAAGAAUGACAAGCGAGCUCAGCAAGAUAGAGGAUGGGAGAUCGAAAGACAGCUGCACAUACAAAACUGUAUAUAUCCGGAUUCUGACAGUGGUGGGUUUUCUUUUGUCGCAUGGGCUCCAUAGAGUCGGAUAUGCAAUUGCAAUGCAUUGAAUCUCAAUGUAUCGGAACCUUUUGAGACGGAGUGCACGCCACGCAGCCGGCCUUCCGCAAAUCGAUGCUGUUAGGCACAAUCCAGACUCCUCGAAAGCUGGCGGAGAGACAAGAUGAUUGACGUACAGCAG
This is a messenger RNA of Macroventuria anomochaeta, 684 nucleotides long. RefSeq lists its product as uncharacterized. The transcript has 2 exons. The record is from RefSeq and is a predicted model, not a curated record. Bases 16 to 387 code for a protein of 123 amino acids. Lineage: Eukaryota; Fungi; Ascomycota; Dothideomycetes; Pleosporales; Didymellaceae.